Molecule: messenger RNA, 2170 nt
Organism: Lagenorhynchus albirostris (white-beaked dolphin)
Lineage: Eukaryota; Metazoa; Chordata; Mammalia; Artiodactyla; Delphinidae
Gene: ITGB3BP
Product: integrin subunit beta 3 binding protein
Exons: 8
Coding region: 134-628 (164 amino acids)
Biological process (GO): CENP-A containing chromatin assembly; regulation of DNA-templated transcription
Cellular component (GO): nucleoplasm
Source: RefSeq, a predicted model, not a curated record
UGUGGCACAGCGUCGAGUGACCGUUCGCCCGCGCUUUUCAGGCUUCAGUGUUUCUUUCCGAAGGUUCUCUGUUUUCGUAAGAGGUUGCUCAGUGGUUUUAUCCAGCGACAGGGGUGCGUCCCUGAAUGUCGAAAUGCCUGUUAAAAGAUCACUGAAAUUGGAUGAUCUGUUAAAAGCAAAUUCAUUUGAUUCUUCAAAAAUCACAAGGAAGAUAAGUGUUACAGCCUAUUCUCCAACAACUGGAACCUGUCAAAUUAGCCCAUUUGCUUCUCCCACAAGCUCUAAAGAACAAGAGAACAAAAAUGGACCAUCAGAUGGAAAGAGGAAAAACUGGAAUCACCUCAGUAUAACCAAAAGAAAGGAAUCUACUACAGAAGACAAUGAUGAAUUCAUGGUGUUGCUAUCUAAAGUUGAGAAAUCAUCAGACGAAUUCAUGGAAAUAAUGCAAAAUUUAAGUAAUAUACAGGCUUUGGAGGACAGUAGAGAGCUUGAAAAUCUCAUUGGUAUCUCCCAUACAUCAGGUGUCUUAAAAAGAGAAAUGCAGAAAACAAAAGACCUACUGACAAAAGUAACAAAACAAAAACUAUUUGAAAAGAAGAAUUCAGGACUUCCCAACAAAGGCAUUUAGAAGAAAUGCACUCACUAUGAAAACGCCAACUUCUGUAUCUGCCUGAUCAUAUUUAAAGGAACAGAAGAAAUGUUUGUAAUUAAUCUGCCCAAUAAAUACCAGAUCAUAGCACAGGCAAGUGCAUGUCUAGAUAAAAUUUCUUGCAGCUAAUUUAAACUUUCUACACGCACCAGUAGAUAAUCUCAACGUAAAUAAUACAUUUCUUCUUGACCCUUUAAAGUAAGCCAACAUGUAGAAGAGGAUCUUGACUUAUAUUUUGUAUCUCAUAUGCUUCUAUAUAUUUUUAGCAUUUGUGGAUAGACUUAAUAAAGCAUUAAUAAAAAUGGCACCUUUGGUAGAGCUAUAUAUUUUAAAACUCAGAUUAAAUCUAAUAGUGGUAUUAGGUACCAGUUUUCCCAUUUAAAGCUCCAGAUGUGUAUUUAUUAGAUUCUUUUGAAAGCUUUUAAAAUUUAUAAGUUUAUUUUAGCUAUCUCAGGGAUGAGUCUUCAUUAUAUUCUAGUUAUUCUUAUGCUUGUAGAGAAAAAGUAUUUUCAAACUUUUAAAAUUUCCACAUCUCCUUUUAUAAAAUAUUGGAAUGUAUUUUUCAGUAUAGACUUUUAAAUAUGAAGUUGUUUUUAAACUGAACUACACAGACUACUGAAUUUAAAGAAAAGACAUAUCUCAUGGAGCAAUAUGAGAUCCCCUCCAAAUUACUUUGAAGCAUUAUUUUAAAUUUUUAAUUUUCUAGUUUUUUUUGUAUCAUUUGUGCUGUCACAAAAUAAAGGGGAAGAGAGAAUCACAGAAUUGAUAGCACGUUUUUUUAAACCUUAUAUACUUUUCUUCGACCAUUUCCACAGGGGAAAAAAAUGCUAUUCCCUUGUAUAAUAUCUUAUACAAAUUGUCUUGACAAAAUUUGUGUAAGGUAUUACCAUGUCAUUUAAUUCACUGUAUCAUGAAAAUAAAAAUACUAUGAAAAAUUUGAAACAAAAUUUUUAACAAAUUAAGGUUGAAAAUAACUAAUUUUCCAUUUACAGAAAUUUCAGAUUCACCUCUUAAAAUGAAAAUGAGUUAUUUUUUAAAAACUAUUCAUUGAAAUGAUACUAAACAGUAACUCAAUAAAACUAACUGCCUUCACUAGUGAUUUUAUUGGUACUACUUAAAUAAGGUUUUUAGAGAAUCUGCUAAAUAUUAAGGAUACUUUGUGAUACAGUGCUAAUAGAACAUUGCCUAAAAUAUACCAAAAAGGAUAAUUCCUUUGUGUUCUACCAUUGAAAACUUACCUUAGAAUGUAAGCCAAAACAUACAAAGAAACCUACAUUAGUCAGGAAAUAAAGGGUUAAGAAGUAGAUUGGUUUCAUAUGUAAUCCAAGUUAUGUAGCUAUUUGCUUAAUGCUAUUAAAUCAGUUACUGUAUGUUUGACCUCUUGAUAUACUAAGCUUUUGCCUUUCAGAACAGCUGGGUCGGCUAAGAAUCCCUUCCCAGUUCUGUUCAUUGUAGAUCAGAUGACUCUCGCUUUAUCACCCUUGGAGGCCACAUGAAGGACAAAGCAGAAAGAUCCACACA